UCCUUAAGCAGUGCAGUUCCAGGAAAAAGUAAACUUUUCCUUGCCAGCACAAAAAGCCUCAACCCUUCGCCAAUCCCCACAAGGAACUGUGAUGAACAAGUGCAGGUUAUGUCGACACCUGGACUUUUUCCACUGACCCUUGCUCUGUGCUUUGGCUUCCCCAGGUGAUUGCAGUGGAGCACUGAGGUGGCACGGGCCAGCAGGGCUCUGGCUGGGCUGAUUUUUAUCAGCUCUGCCUCUGCUUUGGGGAGAGGCCAGGGAAGUUUGCUCUUUCUGCUUAUGCUAGUCUGCAACUGUAGGUUGUUUCCCAGCCUCGAUCCCAUGUACUGAAGGUUAGAGUGCUUGUCCAGUCUGUGAGUGCCCCGGUGCAGUUCUCUCAGGUGGACCGGAGUUGAGGCUGUUGUCUACUUCCUGAAUACCAGGGAAUGAAGGCUUUCUUGAAGUAUGGAAGGUUGAGAGCUCUUUCACUCGGUAUAAUGUAACUCACACACACGCAGGAACUAGAAAUGGAGUGCAGGUCAUGGUCUUCCAUAUGUAGGGCCUGGUGAAGGUAGUUGUGAUGAGGCAGUUCUCGAAAUGCCUUGUUUAUGCACCCUGUUGCUCUUCAGGUAUUUAGGAAUCUAUGUAGGCAUCCAGCAGCUCUAGACUAGAUGCCAACUCAAAACCACCAAGACAUAACGAAGUCUUUCUUAUCGAGCACAUAUUCACUUGUCAGGAGAACUCUGUUGCAAGAGACUGAGGUGUCAGGGAUAUAGGCAUUGCCAGGGCUGGGUGGAAGCAGGGCAGUGGUUUUGCAGACCCGUAUUUUGGACUGGGGCCCCAGGUUUCUUCUGUGAGUCCAGCCCUGAGCAGAACAAUGGCUGUUUGCUAUAGGGCCUAUUGAAGAUACCGCCCAACUUAAGGACUUCAGUGGAGAAGGCCAUGGAUGCAGUCUCCCCUUUCACUGUUGUACUGUCUGUUCCUCUUCAUUGAUUGGAAUUAUGGCCAAAGUUUCCACUUUGUGGCUAAAUUACAAACUGUGAGGUCUAUCCAAGAAUAAAUAAGCCUGCCUGUACGCAGAUGAAAACUUUGCUUAGUGAUGAAUCACUCUGUCACACUGUCUUUUAUUGAAUCUGCUUCAUUCUUCUGGGACCCAUUAGUGAUAAGAGUACAGUGUUAGCUUUGUUUCCAGCACGAGGCAAGCUCACAUCAGCUGCUGAGAUCACACUAUGGCAUGUGACUGCACUGGUUAGUGAAAUUUGAAAGAACAAAGUGUUUCAUCCCAGGGCGAUCACCUGGUGCGCUGACUUCAGUCCCCUGCUGCUGGGGGCAUUGACCAGGUUGUUUGGAUUUGAUUUUAAAGUUACAUUUUUAGGGCAAAUAGGAUAUAAAUCCAUGUUACAGUUUAACUGUUGUUCAUAAAAUUGGAAUGGGUCUUAAGUCAGUGCACGUGAUCUAUAAUGCAUAUAUUGUGAUUUGGCUAGUGGUCAAAACAGAGCUAGCUACAUAUGGAAGUCAGUAGGCCUGGUGCAGUAUAUUCUGGAAUAUAUAUUGCUGUUAUAAGCUCAUAUUUGUACAGGCACAGGAGCACAGGGCUCUGAACUGUCACCAUGAGAAAGGUGAAAGUAACGCUGGUGCCUCUGGGUUGGUGUUCUGCUGAAGCGAUUCCUGUGAUACAGCACAUCUUCAAGACUGGUAUGACGUGGAUGCUGUCACAAAACCAAACACCUACUGAAGAGAGCGCAUCACUACAAGGAAACAAGAAGUCCGAGACCAUGGCAGGGAAACCCAAGCUGCACUAUUCCAACGGAAGGGGGAGGAUGGAGUCAAUCCGAUGGCUGUUAGCAACAGCUGGGGUUGAGUUUGAGGAACAAUUCAUAGAAAAGAAGGAAGACCUAGAAAAAUUACGCAACGAUGGAUACCUGCUAUUUCAGCAAGUGCCCAUGGUGGAGAUCGAUGGGAUGAAGAUGGUGCAGACAAGAGCCAUUGGCAGCUACAUAGCAGCAAAGUACAACCUCUAUGGAAAAGACCUGAAGGAGAGAGCCUGGUACAGUAACAGUGCAUACUAUCCUUACUAAUACUCUUCCAUAGCUUUUAAUAUUUAUGAGCAGAAUAUUGUUUUGAAAUAUCUGCAUGUAGAGGUGCCUAUACAUCUGCUCGUGCUUUGCCUCCUCAGAUCCAGGGAUUGGGUGAAUGGACUUUGUGAUAGAAAAAUGAUUGUUAAUUGUCAACAUGGUGAGAAUGUCAUGGUUGCCUUCAGGCUCAUUUGAUUUCACAGAGACCAGAAGGGCACUAAGUUCCUGGGCAACUGCAAGACCUUUACACGAUAAUAAUUA
Messenger RNA from Strigops habroptila (Kakapo), 2315 nucleotides. Its product is annotated as glutathione S-transferase-like. The record is from RefSeq and is a predicted model, not a curated record. Bases 1590 to 2057 code for a protein of 155 amino acids. Gene Ontology annotation, biological process: glutathione metabolic process; xenobiotic metabolic process. Gene Ontology annotation, molecular function: glutathione transferase activity. The transcript has 4 exons. NCBI's taxonomy places the organism in Eukaryota, Metazoa, Chordata, Aves, Psittaciformes, Psittacidae.